GCGCAAAGCUCAGCAGCGAUAUCUGUGCGUGCGCUUUUCUUCCGGCCUAACGGGAGCGCGCCCGAUUUCCUGCCGGGAACUGAGUCUGUCAGCGGGACGCACCGAGGAAGAUGCGGAUGCAGAGAGAGUGCAGAAUGGGCCCCUGUCAGUGAUAGAACCUACAGAACCGCUGAUCCAGGAGCCGAGAUCCAGUGAUGAUCUGAAAGUCCCGGCAGCUUGUCGAUGGUCGUGUCCCGCCCAGCAUGGCCUAUAUAUCCAGCAGCAAUGGCUUCAGACAGUCCGUAUCCUCAUCCGCGGGGGCGACGAGACCUAAAGAGGUCGACAAAGAGGAGGCGCUGCAAAUGGAAGCGGAGGCCUUAGCAAAGCUGCGCAAAGACCGGAGGCAAGGUAGAGGCCAGGGGGGCGCCUUCAUGCAGGGCCGGCAAAAGCCCCCGGCUUCGGGCAGACAGGAGCCCGACCUCAUGGUGUUCCCGGAGUCCGACGCUAAGAAGAAGAACAACGCGGAGACUUUCCUGGGGAUCGACGUGGAGAAACUGACAGACGCGGAGAUGGAGAGGCUGCUGUUGGAUGAUCACUUUGAUCAAAGGAAGCCUCUAGCCAUAUCCCAGGCGCCAGUAGCCAACCCACGGGCCUCCCCACAGUUUUAUGGCCAGCCUUCCUUCCAGAGGAGCCAGUGGGCCCCCGGAAUCCAGGGAACUGGAACUGUGAACUUAUUGCCAAGCUUCUCUGCAUCGUACCCCAAAUGCGCUCAUCCUUUCCAGAAUGGGUACAACGCCAGCGUCCCGGCCAUUCGGCGCCACGAUCCGGUCUAUCUCAGCCUCCCAACUGGCUCGCAGUACGUAUCCUAUCAGAUGGCGGCAAGGGCCCCCUUUCAGCCCCGAGGGAACCUGUCCAGCUACUCCAAUACAGUCUCUCCGGACAUGGCCAAGCUGUUUGAUAAAAUCGCCAGCACUUCCGAGUUCGUAAAGAACGGGAGGUCGAGCGCGGAGGCCGACGCGGCCAAAUCCGAGAGCACCUCCCCUACGGUGCAGGGGGCAGACGACGCAGACAGCAUCAAUAAAUUUGAUUGGCUGGAUCUUGAUCCUCUCAGCAAACCCAAGGUGGAUAGCACAGACUCCUCCAAUCAUGCGCAGGGGAUUGGGGCGUCUCCUAGUGAUUCCAAAGUCAAGGAUCCCUGGGAUGCGGUUCUGCUGGAGGAAAAACCCAUAAAAUAUAGUAGCCCCGAAAAGAAACUUAACGGCAAACCUUCUGGAGCCACUGUUACUAGAAGCCUUUCCCUUAACAUCCGACCUACCCAUUUACAGCAGAAGUGGGACCAACCGCAGAAAGACAGUGGGACCAGGGUUCCGGCAGAGAACUCGCUGCUGAAGGAAUUAGAAGCAGACGACGAAGAAGUUGCUGCUUUUUGCCAAGAAGUUGCAAAGCUCAGGAAGAAGUUCCCCAGUAGCCGUUUGCAGACCAACCCCGGCUUUGUCCUGAGCCCCGUGAUGCUGCAGCGGAACCUGAGCGCGGAGAUCGCCAACGUUAAGGUCUCCAUAGAAAUCGAAGGAUUUCAGCAACCUGUAACUUUUACAUGUGAUGUAAGUUCUCCGGUGGAGCUGAUAAUAAUGCAGGCGCUGUGCUGGGUCCAUGAUGACCUGAGCCAAGUGGACAUUGAGAGUUACAUCCUGAAAGUGUGCGGGCAAGAGGAGGUUUUGCAGAACAAGCACUGCCUGGGGAGCCAUGAGUAUAUCCAGCUGUGCCGCAAGUGGGACACGGAAAUCCGCCUGCAGCUGCUGUGCCACGGCACCGUGAGCCGAGACCUGGCCCGAACGGCUGAAGAUGACGCUUCUCCAGUUGACCUUAACAAACAUCUGGCUGUGGUCGAUAGGCCUUUCAAAGAGCCAAUUACAAGGCAGAGCAUCGAGGAGCUGCUGGACACGUACCACGAGCAAGUCAGUGUGUGCCUUAAGCACGAGAGCAAUCCGUACCGCCUGGUGGAGCAGCUGAUCAAAGUGGUGCGGAGCAUCUGCAAGACGGUGGGGAGCGUGGAAACUCCGGCCAUUACCGAGUCGGUGAAGAAGCUGCGCAGAGCUGUCAAUCUUCCCCGCAGCCGCAGCAUAGAGGCUUCACCCACGAAUUUGUCCGACCAUCGUUCCCCAGAUAGUGCCAGGCAGAGUGACAGCCCCUUACAGGAAACAUUAGCCCUGCUGACUACAGACCUCCAUAACCUGCUCCAGCUUCACUUCAGCUCUGGAAACAGCGCAGCCACUGCCCCCCCAGGUGGCCGGCCCCUUAAGGAAGCUCGAACCUCCCCUGACCAUCUCCAGUUCACCAUAUUCGCUGCCCAUGGAAUCCCCACUGGUUGGGUGUCCUGCUUUGAAAAAUACUACCUGGUCUGUUCACUAAUUCACAACGGAAAGGACAAAUUUAAGCCAGUUCAGUCCAAAAAAGUGGGAACAUACAAAAGCUUCUUUUACCUGGUGAAGUGGGAUGAGCUGAUCAUAUUCCCCAUCCAGAUUUCACAGCUGCCUUUGGAGUCUAUUCUCCAGCUCACGCUUUAUGGGAUAUUAAAUCCUAACAGCGGGGGGUCGCCAGAUGCCAACAAGCAGAGGAAGGGGCCCGAGAUGCUCGGCCGGGUCUCCUUACCCCUCUUCACGUUCAGACGGAUGCUGAUAGGUGGGACCAAGCUUUUACACCUCUGGACAUCAUUCCAUACAGGCCCCGCCCCUGCUGGCACCACUAGAAAGACCAAUCAAAUGCAGAGAAUUGUUUUACAGGUUGACUUCCCCUUACCUGCCUUCGACAUUGUGUACAUCCCACCCCAUCCGACCAAGAGCUGUGCUUGGCAGAGCAUCGAGUCACUGGAUAAAGACGCCAAGAGCCGGCUCCUCUCUCUCCUCGCUAAAGAGUCAGCAUUUGGGUUAUCUAAGGAGGAGAAAGCAUUUUUAUGGGAGAAGCGUUACUAUUGCCUCGAGCACCGGAACAGCCUUCCAAAAAUCUUGGCUAGUGCUCCAAAUUGGGACGUAGCCUAUUUGAGCGAUAUCUACGCCCUGAUCCACGAAUGGCCACCAAUGACUGCAGUGAGUGCCCUGGAGCUGCUGGAUUCCAGGUUCUCUGACCAGGAAGUUCGCACAGUGGCGGUAAAAUGGGUGGAAGAGGGUUUAAGCGACGACGAGUUGGUGGAUUUCCUGCCGCAGUUUGUACAGGCUUUAAAAUAUGAACUUUAUCUGGAUAAUUCCUUAGUGAGAUUCCUGUUAACUCGAGCUCUGGGGAACAUUCGGAUCACCCAUUACUUGUACUGGCUACUGAAAGACUCGUUGAAUGAUCCCUAUUUCGGCACUAGAUACGAGCGCAUCCUCGGAGCCCUCCUGUCAGUGUGCGGGAAGGGCCUGAGAGAGGAGCUGGAGAAGCAGACCCGACUCACACAACUUCUGGGUGUUGUGGCAGAAAAAGUACGGCAAGCCAGUGGCUCAGCCCGACAGGUUGUUCUUCAGGAAGGAAUGGAGCGAGUCCAACUCCUGUUCAGGAAAACCAAGUGUCGCCUGCCUCUGAGCCCUAGCCUGGUAGCCAAAGAACUGAACAUUAAGGCCUGUUCCUUCUUCAGCUCUAAUGCCGUUCCUCUCAAAGUGACAAUGGUCAAUGCAGAUCCUUUAGGGGAGGAGAUUAACUCCAUGUUCAAGGUGGGAGAAGACCUGCGGCAGGACAUGUUAGCUCUGCAGAUGAUUAAGAUUAUGGACAAGCUGUGGCUACAGGAAGGCCUGGACCUGCGAAUGGUCCUGUUUAAGUGCUUGUCCACUGGCAGAGACAGAGGUAUGGUGGAGCUGGUUCUCUCCGCCGAUACCCUGAGAAAGAUCCAGGUGGAGUACGGGGUGACCGGCUCCUUCAAGGAUAAACCUCUGGCGGAAUGGCUUAGGAAGUACAACCCAUCUGAAGAAGACUAUGCAAAGGCCUCUGAGAAUUUCAUUUACUCCUGCGCCGGAUGCUGUGUGGCUACCUACGUGCUUGGGAUCUGUGACCGACAUAAUGACAACAUAAUGCUGAGGACCACGGGCCACAUGUUUCAUAUUGACUUUGGCAAGUUUCUAGGACACGCUCAGAUGUUUGGCAGCUUUAAAAGGGACCGUGCCCCGUUCGUGCUGACGUCAGACAUGGCCUAUGUUAUUAAUGGGGGGGAGAAACCCACCCGGCGCUUCCAGCUGUUUGUGGAUCUGUGCUGCCAAGCCUACAACCUGCUCCGGAAACACACAAGCCUUUUCCUAAACCUUUUGUCCCUGAUGCUGCCCUCGGGAUUGCCGGAGCUGACUGGGAUUCAGGAUCUGAAAUAUGUGCACGACGCCCUCCAGCCGCAAGCGACCGACACGGAAGCCACCAUCUUCUUCACCAGGCUAAUAGAGUCGAGUCUGGGGAGCGUCGCCACCAAGUUUAACUUCUUUAUCCACAACCUGGCUCAGCGCUUUGCCGGCCUGCCUUCCAACGACGAGGCCAUUCUGUCCUUCACCCCGAAAACGUACAGCCUCAAACAAGAUGGCCGCAUCAAGGAAGCCACGAUCUUUACGUAUCACAAGCGAUACAACCCUGAUAAGUACUAUAUCUACGUGGUGCGAGUGGUGAGAGAGGGGCAGGAUAACUCGGCCUUCAUUUUCCGCACGUUUGAUGAGUUCCAGGAGUUGCACAACAAACUCAGCAUCCUCUUCCCUCUCUGGAAACUCCCAGGAUUCCCAAGCAAAGUGGUUCUGGGCAGGACCCACAUAAAGGAAGUGGCAGCCAAAAGGAAAGUGGAGUUGAACAGUUACAUUCAGAGCCUGAUGGGAAGCACCCCGGAAGUUGCAGAGUGCGACCUGAUUUAUACGUUUUUCCACCCGCUGUUGCGAGACGAUAAAUCGGAGGGAAGUGAUGCAAUCGUCGCGCCGCUCGAUGAACCUCCCCUGAGCCCAACGUCAGGAAGGAUUGAAGGGGAAAUAAAGCUUUCAGUUUCCUACAGAAACGGCACCUUGUUUAUCAUGGUGAUGCACAUAAAGAACUUGGUCAUAGAGGACAACACUGACCCAAAUCCGUAUGUGAAAACGUACCUUCUGCCCGACCCACACAAAACAUCAAAGCGCAAAACCAAGGUCUCCCGGAAAACUUGCAACCCGACCUUUAAUGAAAUGCUGGUGUAUUCGGGGUACAACAAGGAGACCCUGAGGCAACGGGAGCUGCAGCUGAGUGUCCUGAGUGCGGAGUCUUUACGCGAGAACUUUUUCCUCGGGGGAGUAACUUUGCCUUUGAAGGAUUUUAACUUGAACCAGGAGACUGUUAAAUGGUACAAACUUACCGAAGUGCCCUACUUAUGAGAUUUCGCGCCCCCCCCCCCCCCCGCCCUUGUAAGCGAGAACUUUUUUGGACCAACGCCUGUGAAAUCGACAGCUGUUCUUGUGCAUCGCACGCUCUAGAUUUUACCCCUAUUAGAAGGCUAUUUUUGUAUCGUUCCUGGAGAAUUUGUUAUGGAAUUUCGCAAACGCCUAGGGGGGGGCGUUCCUUCCUAGAGACGUCCUCCAUCUCCUGUUGGCUACAGGAACUACUGGAUGAGGAUGUUAUUCCAGUGCUUUUCUAGGAACCACCUCAUUUGCUCGGGCAAGCCACUUUCCCCCCCCACCUUGUGUCCCACUAAUCUGCUGCACAAUGGUAACCACUAUUCCGUUCUAUGAGGGCAUCUGCUGUUCCACAACUGGAAGCCUCCACAUUUCUACCCAGAAUCCCUGGUAUCUGACUUAGCAUUGUGCUGCCCUAUACACCCGCCCUAUCUCCCCGCUGUGGCAUCUCUCUCACUGACCAUUCCACACCGAAAUGGAUGCCUUUGCGCCAUGUAAAGCCAACGCAACCCCCACCACCCACUGGUGCUACUCUCCUUGCACUUUCCAAAAGCACAAUUGUGUCCUGCUCAGUCCUAUCAGGUUACCCCGCACCUCGUACACCUUACUGUGCCCAAGUCAUGAGAACCUGCCAUGGUUUUGGUAUGCGCUGUAUUUGUUUAGGGAAGAGACAAUCUCCGUGCUAGAGCGCUUCGCAAUAAUCCCUGGUUUCCAUCUAAGAAGCACUUCCAAGCCUUACAGUGCCUGCCUUGUAUCUGCUCCACAUACAGGGCUCUCUUUUUUUUUUGUAAUGAGCGAAAGAACCUUCCUUUCUGUUUAAAUCUAGGGGCUGCGGCGGCUCUCGCGCCCGACGUUACGCGCCCGUAAGAAGGUAAGCGAGAUUUCGCUGUAUGUGUCGCCGUACGUCCUACUUGUUACUCAUGAACAAUUGUCUGUAGACGUUUGUUGUUUGGCCGCUGUGGCCUCUCCGUACCUUUAAUAAAGAAGCUAUUUUAUUAACCGGGUCGGUUCUGAACCCGUAGAAGAGACUCUGGCGUCUUCGCUAACAUUUCUUUCUAUAAAACCAAAGUUUUAGAAAGAUCCCAAAGUCUUUCCUUCCGUAGAGAAUUCUAUUUUAUUGGCAGCAGUAGCGUGUAAAUAGCCCAGUAGGUACCGGUCUUUUUAUAUAUUGUGACUACUAUUUCCGUAUCAGCCCUUCCAUUGCCACGGCGAUUCUGAUCCAUAACACGCAGUUAAACCGACGUCUAGGGUUUUAACAUGUAAAUCACCUCUGUGUAUAAAUUGUAUAAUGUAUUUAUUCUUUGUUUAGUAAAUCACAAGUUUGGCCGCCAAAAUGAUUUUUUUUUUUUACCUUUAAAAUGUGUAUAUAUAUAUAUAUUUUUAAUAGACUGGUCUCUAGUACAAUACUGAUCUAUGCGAGUAAUGCGCAGAAAAUGCCAUUUGCUGGUUAAACCCGUUGCUUUCACUCACCUUAUACUUAAAUAAAUGUCGCUAGUUGUGUGCA
Messenger RNA from Xenopus tropicalis (tropical clawed frog), 6837 nucleotides. RefSeq names its product phosphatidylinositol-4-phosphate 3-kinase catalytic subunit type 2 alpha (gene pik3c2a). Bases 243 to 5315 code for a protein of 1690 amino acids. The record is from RefSeq and is a predicted model, not a curated record. Gene Ontology annotation, biological process: phosphatidylinositol-mediated signaling; phosphatidylinositol phosphate biosynthetic process. Lineage: Eukaryota; Metazoa; Chordata; Amphibia; Anura; Pipidae. Gene Ontology annotation, molecular function: kinase activity; 1-phosphatidylinositol-3-kinase activity; 1-phosphatidylinositol-4-phosphate 3-kinase activity. Gene Ontology annotation, cellular component: clathrin-coated vesicle; Golgi apparatus; plasma membrane. The transcript is spliced from 34 exons.